Messenger RNA from Arabidopsis thaliana (thale cress), 2760 nucleotides. RefSeq names its product embryo sac development arrest 7 (gene EDA7). The transcript has 15 exons. The record is from RefSeq and is marked reviewed. The coding region runs from base 194 to 1840 and encodes 548 amino acids. NCBI's taxonomy places the organism in Eukaryota, Viridiplantae, Streptophyta, Magnoliopsida, Brassicales, Brassicaceae. Gene Ontology annotation, cellular component: nucleolus; nucleus.
GAAAAAGAGACCAAGAAACCUAGAAUUGUGACCAUCGACGUCGACUUUUGUUCUGCCGGAGAGCACGACCGCCUUAUGUAUUACAAGUGGUGUUUCUUUUCAUUUUUAUUUUUGGCUUCAAUUUUUGCGUUUUCUCUGCAACUCGCCGUCAAGGGUAGAAGAAUUAGGGGUUCCUGUUCUUAACUGCUUGAAGAUGACGUCUUAUGGAGAUAGACUGAAGUCGACCUCCAUUAAUGGAGUUAAGUUAUACAAUGUUUCUUCUGCUCCCAAUGUUCCUACUUGGCUUAAUCCUAAGAAGCAACGAGCUCUCCGCAAAAACCCUCAUUAUAUGCAAAGAGUGGAGCUGAUUCAGGAGUUGAAGUUUGAGACUGCCACUACUAGAAUCAAAGCGACUCCAGACGGAGAGUAUCUGAUUGCUUCAGGCAUAUAUCCACCACAGGUAAAAGUUUAUGAGCUAAAUCAGCUUGCUUUGAAGUUUGAGAGGCAUUUGGACUCGGAAAUAGUUGAUUUCGAGAUAUUGGAUGAUGACUUCUCAAAGCUUGCCUUCUUAUGUGCUGAUCGUUCUAUUAAUUUACACGCCAAAUACGGGAAACACCACACUUUACGAAUUCCAAGGAUGGGGAGAGAUAUGACAUAUGAUUCCUGGUCUUGUGAUCUUCUUUGCGCUGCUUCCUCACCUGAUCUAUAUAGAAUCAAUUUGGAGCAGGGAAGAUUUCUUUCUCCUCUCAGCACUCAAUCCCCAGCGCUUAAUGUCGUUUCUCGAAGCAACCUCCAUGGAUUAGUUGCUUGUGGUGGUGAGGAUGGUGCUGUGGAAUUUUUUGAUAUGAGAAUGAAAUCAUCUGCUGCUAGAAUUAACGCGGUCACACAUGGUGGUGAUGCUGCUGCGGAGGUUACUGCUAUAGAGUUUGAUGACAGUGAAGGUCUUCAAGUAGCUGUCGGGAGUAGCGCGGGAAAGGUAUUCAUAUACGACUUGCGUACUUCAACUCCCAUAAGAGUGAAGGAUCACAUGUACGAGAGCCCAAUUUUGAAUAUUAAGUGGCAACGGACUCUUAAUACUCAACAACCUAAGUUGAUUACUACCGACAAACACAUUGUUAGAAUAUGGGAUCCAAACACGGGAGAAGGUAUGACCAGCAUUGAACCGACUCAAGGAGGAAUAAACGACAUUUGUGUGUUCCGUGGAAGCGGACUUAUGCUUCUUGCUUUAGACUCUAGCCUAAUCCCAUCUUACUUCAUACCUGAACUCGGUCCUGCCCCCAAAUGGUGUUCUCCUCUUGAAAAUCUAACGGAAGAGUUGGAGGAAAGUGCACAGACAACUAUUUAUGAUAAUUACAAAUUUUUGGCAAUGGAAGAUCUGGAGAAGUUGCAGCUAACUCAUUUGAUUGGAACAGAUCUUUUGAAAGCAUCUAUGCAUGGAUAUUUUAUUAAUUACCAUUUGUACAAAAAGGCUUUAGCAGUGAUUGAACCUUUUGCAUUUGAUGAUUACUUAGAACGUAGGAAGCAAGAGAAGUUAGAAGAGCAGCGUACGCAGAGAAUCACAAAAAAGAGACGGUUGCCAAAGGUUAACCGAGACCUUGCAGCAAGGCUUCAUGGGGACGAAUCAGAGGAGGAAAAUAAAACUGCCGAGGAUGGGGAGGCCACCAAGAAAGUGCUGAAAAAGAAGAAACCCAUACUUACUGACGAGCAUUUCGUAGAUGGUCGGUUUGGUUCGAUGUUCCAAAAUCCGGUAUUAACAUAUUCUUUUCAACUUUUUUUGUUUGAUCUUUUUAUUGCUCUAUUUCACAUCGUAUCAAACGUAUUCUUGGGAAUCUCCUUUUGGUUUUCAGGACUUCCAAAUUGAUAAGGACUCAUAUGAAUAUGGUGUCCUACACCCUGUUGCUUCUUCGAAGAAGCAACCUUCUCUGUUAGAUGAACACUUUGAAGCUGUAUCAGAUGAUGACGAGAACAGUGAUUCUGAUGCAUCACAGCCUUCAGAUGACGAGGCCGACGAUGGAGACGCAACUAGGCCAAGCAAGAAAGCGAGAACUCCGAAGUUGUAUGAAGUGAAAGAUGAGCGGCAUGCCGCAGCUUAUCACAACCGCACUUCACUGGCUAAAGAAGAUAGUCUUCCUAUGGGCGAGCGUGUCAAGGCUAUAGAGAACCGGCGUGGCAACUUUGGAGGCUCGAAAGAUAUCAAAUUCGGUCCUGGAGGAUCACGGGAGUUUUCUUUCAAGGCGAGAGGGUCAUCAAAGUACAAAGAAGAUAGAGACGAUGAGUAUGAAGAUGGGCAAAGAAACAAGAGGAGAGGAGUUCAGUCUCUUGGACUGAAAUCAACAAAUAUUAGAGGCGGUUUCAGAGGUAGAGGAGGUGGUGGUUUUAGAGGGAGAGGAGGCGGCGGUUCCCGGGGAAAAGGUGGCCGUGGUGGUGGGCGUGGAAGAGGCCGGCAAUGAUAAAUGUAGCUUUUCAGGGGCUUUAUUAGAUUUGAAAAAUGUGUCACCUACUAUUGAGAAUCUUGAAACUUAAUUGAUCACAUAUACAAUUUUGGAAUAUUUUUGACCUGGUCUUCAAUCAGCACAACAGAAUUUGCUUACUUGAGGCUAAAGGUAAUUGAUUGGAAAGAGGAUGACCUAAAGUUGACCCUAGUUCGAUAAUGAUUUAUCAAUCCGCAUGAUAAAUCACCGACCGAGGGUUGUUAAUAGCUAAAUUAACAAAGCUAACAUUGAUUUAAUAAAGUAAUUAAAGAAGAUGCUUCUGGUUUUUUUUUUUGGGAGGUCAACAAAU